This is a messenger RNA of Lampris incognitus (smalleye Pacific opah), 1727 nucleotides long. RefSeq names its product E3 ubiquitin/ISG15 ligase TRIM25-like. Gene Ontology annotation, molecular function: protein binding; zinc ion binding. Bases 87 to 1727 code for a protein of 546 amino acids. The record is from RefSeq and is a predicted model, not a curated record. Lineage: Eukaryota; Metazoa; Chordata; Actinopteri; Lampriformes; Lampridae. The transcript has 5 exons.
GAUACAAGUUAAUGAGGUACGGCAGCCAGGUGAGCGCCUGAGAAGUAUAUAAGGAAGACAAAGGGGACAGAAAAAAAGUCAAUAGCAUGUCUUUUUCUAAACCACAGCAGGUGCUAGCCCAUGAACUAAGCUGCCCCAUCUGCCUUCAGCUUUUCUCUAAUCCGGUGGUUCUCCCCUGCGGUCACAACUACUGCCUGGCUUGCAUCCGCCAGGUCUCUGAUACAGCAGGGGGGACUGACGGAACCCUUCCACGCUGCCCCGAGUGUCGCGAGGAGUACGGGGGCAUGGAAGCCCUGCAGAAGAACUUCAAACUCUGCAGUAUUAUCGAGGGCUACAAAGCCAGUGCACCUCCAUUAGACGGCCACCCACAGAUGGGGAAGAGCGUGGAGGUUGCCUGUGACCAGUGCAUAGAAGGACACACGCCGGCUGUGAAGACCUGUCUGAGGUGCGAGGUGUCCCUGUGUGCCAGGCAUCUUCAGAGGCAUAACGAGAGGGAAUCCUUCAGGUCCCAUUCCAUCAUUGAGCCCCAGAGAGAGCUGGGGUUAAGGGGUUGUACCACCCACGGACGGCCCCUGGAGUAUUUUUGUUCCAGCGACAUGACCUUGCUGUGCGCCACGUGCUUCAUCGAGGGGUUUCACCAGAAGCACGAUGUUCUCACGUUUGAUGUCGCUGAAGAGGAGAUGAGACGAGCGCUGGAGAGCCGCUGCAAGGUGGUGUCACGCAGACUGCAGCUGACGGAGAACCUCCUGCAGAAGGCAGCAGAAGAGAAAGGAGCCUCUGAAGCCGUAGGAGACAGACUGGUCAACAAGGCCGUGACAGUGAUGGACAGCAUGGCUACGCUGGUGGACAAGUACAAGGGGCGACUCAGUGUGCUGCUGGGGGAUGAGAAAGCUCAGCGGCGGCAGAGCUGGCAGAAUGGCCUAACGGCUCUGGAGGAACAGCAUCAACGGCUAAUGGAGGCCCAGCAGAGUGUCUCACAAACCCUCACCGAGACAGACAAGCACAUAUUUAUACACAGGUUCCUGCUCAUUGAACCCCAACUGAGGGACAUCAUCACAGGCGCCAUUCAUUCUAAGAUACCCUCGAAGUCCCCUCUCAACACCAAGCAGCUUCAGGUGGGCCUCCGGACGCAGGACUUCCGCUACGAAAUGACCCGUCUCCUUGAGACCCUGCAUAUCCUCCUCAACCCCCUGGAGCUCACGUUCAGCCUCUGUACCGUCCACCCCAGCUUGACGCUUUCCAAUGACCUGCGCACCGUCAAGUACAGCCCCUCCAAACAGUCUUACGGGGAGCACCCGGAGCGUUUUACGAGCGCGCCCCAGGUCCUGUGCAGCCAGGGCUUCUCAACAGGGGAGCACGUAUGGGUGGUAGAAGUAGGGGAGCAAAGCAUGUGGUCCCUGGGGCUGUGCUACAAGAGCAUCCCGCGCCGCGGUGACCACAGCCGACUGGGCCACAACACCGUCUCCUGGCGACUGCAGUGGAAGAACAAGAAGCUGACCGCCUGCCACGCCUCCUCCAACGUAGCACUGGGGAACACCACCAAUCAGCCGGUGAAAGUCGAGUUGGCACUGGAUUAUGAGGGUGGGACGUUGAUGUUUCACAGUACCAAAGGUCACAGGGAGCACCUCCACACUUUCAGGGCCGUGUUCAGAGAGCCGGUGUACCCGGCGUUCAGCAUCCACUCAACCACUCCAGAGUCAUGGAUCACAUUGCAGAGUGAUGUGUAA